AUGGGACGUAGACCAACAACAGGAUCCAGAGCCACUACAAGAGCCACUUCAGCCGCCAAUCCUGCAAAUCAGGACACAAGAAAAAAGGAAGACACAUGUCCACCUGUACCUGUAAUAUCACCAGAUCCUAUUGCUGACUUACCACAAUCAGAUGAUGGCAAAGGUUCAAUGGCUUCUUUUUGGGCUAUGUGGAAACGCCAAAAGGAAGAGGCUGAAAAGGAAAAGGCUAUAAAGGAAAAAGCUCAACAAAUAAUUGAAAAGGAAAUAGCAGCUGCAAGUGCAAGUGCAAUUGCAGUUCCUCAAAGAAUGAGAGCAAAAACGAGGAUGGACAAAGUUCAUACUAGAAGCUUCGACAAGAGAAUUGUCAUUGAGAUGAAUGAUGACUUUCAGCCCAUAGCAGAAAAUGACAAAGUUCUAUCAGAAUUAAGUAGCUUCCUUGGAACGCUUGCUAAGCGAUGUGUCCCACUAACUUAUGUCACUUGGCGUCAUGUUCCAAAAAACUUGAGACAGACUAUGUGGAAUUAUGUGAAGGCCCGGUAUGUAAUUCCUGAUGAGUUGGAAAAUUGGGUAAUCGAGACAAUUCAUUCAUCUUGGAAGACUUAUAAAAGUCGAACUAAGGCAGGUCUUUUCACAGCCUAUGAAAAUGAUGAAAUGAGGUUGGAGAAUAGACCAGAUGACAUUCCACUCGAGACUCUUAAAAUGCUCUUGGAUUAUUGGAAUGAUGAGAGUAUUCAGGAGAAAGCAAGGAAAAAUUCAAAUGCCCGUAAACAUUAUGUUGAUACUCACACUCUUGGUCCCAAAAGUUUGGCACAAUAUCGUUAUAAGAUGAAAAAGGUGCCAAGUGAGUGUGAACCAUGUGAUGCAAAGAUUUUUAUUGAUACUUGGAAGCGAGAUGCAAAACGUGAGUACAAGAUCAGUACUGAAAAAAUUGAAAAGAAAAUUGAAACUAUUACCACAAGACUUAGUACUGGAGAUGCUGCUUCUGAUGAACUUGGCGCAAAACACGGUCCAAAUUGGCUCAAAGGUAGAUGUGUAAAGCCAGCAAAUAUGUCCAAUUCUAAUGCACCAACAGAAGCCUAUGUUAAAGACCUUACCACAAAGAUAAAAGAAGGGUUUGCUGCUGAGUUGGAGGAGAAAGUGAAGCAAGUGGAGUCUGAAUUUCAAGAUAAAGUGAAGCAGGUUGAAGCAGGAGUUGAUCAGAAGGUGCAACAAAAUUUGGCAUUUGUCUUCAAAAAACUUGCACAAGCUAACCCGGACAUCAAAAUUGAUAUUCAGGAGGUGUGCACGACUGUUGGAAGUGAUAAUGAUGAUGGUACUCCUAUGACUAGAGGCGUUAACUUUUAG
Messenger RNA from Daucus carota subsp. sativus, 1344 nucleotides. RefSeq lists its product as uncharacterized. The record is from RefSeq and is a predicted model, not a curated record. Bases 1 to 1344 code for a protein of 447 amino acids. Lineage: Eukaryota; Viridiplantae; Streptophyta; Magnoliopsida; Apiales; Apiaceae. The transcript is spliced from 6 exons.